This is a messenger RNA of Vollenhovia emeryi, 6196 nucleotides long. RefSeq names its product protein mothers against dpp (gene Mad). NCBI's taxonomy places the organism in Eukaryota, Metazoa, Arthropoda, Insecta, Hymenoptera, Formicidae. Gene Ontology annotation, molecular function: RNA polymerase II cis-regulatory region sequence-specific DNA binding; DNA-binding transcription factor activity, RNA polymerase II-specific; I-SMAD binding. Gene Ontology annotation, biological process: BMP signaling pathway; regulation of transcription by RNA polymerase II; transforming growth factor beta receptor signaling pathway. The record is from RefSeq and is a predicted model, not a curated record. Gene Ontology annotation, cellular component: heteromeric SMAD protein complex. The transcript has 3 exons. The coding region runs from base 610 to 2019 and encodes 469 amino acids.
UCGGCUCGUCGUCGCGCACGGCGCAAGUGUCGUCGCGUAUCGUGAUAGACGUGUGUGUGCGCGCGCGUAGAGCGGAGCGGAGUGCUGUCGAGUUCGCGGAGCGCGGUACCAAGUGCGCGCGGGGAGCCUCGGUAAUCCGCCAUUCGGGAUUCGGGGAAUCGUUGCCGCGUUUUCUGCCCUGCCACCGCCGCUGGCGGUCGGCCGUGCGAUAUUCGUCCCGGAAUGGCAACGGGGAGAGAUCGCGGGCGCGGCGACGCGGGACGACGAUGUUUCGCCGCGGCGCGAGAUUGAUUCGGGAUCGAUCUCGGACGUCGCCGACGUUUCGCGGAAUCGCCGUCGGCGUGCCCCGCGCGCACGACUGGCCAGCCGCCCCGGGCAGUCGAACGGCGCAAUCGAUAACCCCGCGGGCGCUUUUUGCGCUCUGCGCGAGAGAUCCGUAAUGGCGAGAGCGUGGCGUCGAUGGACGAUAGGCGGUGAGAGUGGGAGGCUGUGGUAAAAACAAAUGCUGAAUCGCCAGGGAGUUGCGCAUCGCUGACGCAGACUCGUUGUAGACGUGGACAAGGAUAUAAUGCACACGCAUUACUCUUAAACGUUACAUUGCUUGUCAAUAUGGAUGAUGAAGAGGGAACCUCAAGUUCCGGACCAAUGUCUUCGUUAAACAGUUUAUUCACGUUCACCAGUCCCGCUGUGAAGAAGCUGCUCGGCUGGAAGCAGGGAGACGAGGAGGAAAAAUGGGCUGAGAAAGCGGUGGACUCGUUGGUGAAGAAGCUGAAGAAGCGCAAGGGCAUGAUCGAGGAGCUGGAACGGGCGCUGAGUUGCCCCGGGACGCCGAGUAAAUGCGUGACUAUUCCUAGAAGCUUGGACGGCAGAUUGCAGGUCUCGCAUCGCAAGGGUCUGCCCCACGUGAUAUACUGCAGGGUGUGGCGAUGGCCGGACCUCCAGUCGCAUCACGAACUGAAACCUCUGGAUCUGUGUCAAUAUCCGUUCUCCGCCAAGCAGAAGGAGGUCUGCAUCAAUCCCUAUCACUACAAGAGGGUGGAGAGCCCGGUACUGCCACCGGUGUUGGUUCCUAGGCACUCGGAAUUCGCUCCCGGCCAUUCUCUGCUGCCGUUUCAGCAGCUGGCCGACCCAAGCAUGCCGCACAACGUGUCCUACUCGUCCAGCGGUUUCAACGCCGGCUCUACCGGUGGCGUGAAUCCGACGUCGCCCAUGUCCUCGGUCGGUUCUGUGCCCAGUCCCGGGAGCACGACCCUGCCGAAUCCUCAGAGCCCGUACGGGACCAAUGGAUUGCCGGAGACGCCGCCACCCGCGUAUUCUCCGCCCGAGGACGGCUCUCAGACUGGGCAGACCACGUCGUCGGACUCGGUUCCGAUGGACACGAGCACGCCGAUUGAAGCGGCCACACCUGUGUGUUACCAAGAGCCACCUUACUGGGCCUCGAUCGCCUAUUACGAGCUGAAUUGUCGGGUGGGCGAGGUGUUCCACUGUCACUCGCACUCCGUCAUCAUCGACGGCUUUACAAACCCGAGCAACAACUCGGAUCGCUUCUGCCUCGGGCAGCUGUCCAAUGUAAAUCGAAAUUCCACUAUCGAGAAUACGAGGCGGCACAUUGGCAAGGGGGUGCAUCUGUACUACGUCGGGGGAGAAGUUUACGCUGAAUGCCUCUCGGACUCUGCGAUUUUUGUGCAAUCUAGAAAUUGCAACCACCAUCACGGCUUUCAUCCCAGUACAGUUUGUAAAAUUCCACCGGGAUGCUCGCUCAAGAUAUUCAACAAUCAGGAAUUUGCCCAGCUUCUGUCGCAAAGUGUAAACCAUGGUUUCGAAGCUGUUUACGAGCUAACGAAAAUGUGUACGAUUAGAAUGUCUUUCGUGAAGGGGUGGGGCGCGGAGUACCAUAGGCAGGAUGUUACAUCGACUCCCUGUUGGAUCGAAGCACAUUUACAUGGGCCCUUGCAAUGGCUGGACAAAGUGUUGACGCAGAUGGGUCCGCCUCACAAUGCCAUAAGUUCUGUGUCAUAAGUAACAUGCACGCAUCACAGAAAUUUCUUUUAACAAAGAAGAACGAUUAAUCUCGACGCACUUUUAAGAGUUUACGUAUAUAUACAUUGGCUGUAUUUGCCACACAUGCGAGAGUUACGGAGACUGUGCACAGACGAAAUACAAUUACAGUAAGUUGCCCUACAUUAUGUCAUUAAAAUAAUAUCUUAUUAAAAAUGAUAAUAAAGGGAACGUGAGAUGUAAUGUUUGAAAGAAAUCAUAAAAGCUUACGAGGAGUUACAUAAGAAAAAGAUGUUAAACGAUGAUCUCCAAAAGUUAUCGUAAUCGCGAGAUGUACACGCACCUAUGCGCUGUAAAACUCUUUGGCUGUUACAUAGAGACAGGAUUAUAUACAAAUAUAUAUGUAUAGAGAGAUACACUAAUGGUGUGUGUAUAAAAAAAGAAAUAUUUUUCAAAUCUAUGCAUCAGCCUAAUACUUUAUUUUAUAUGGAGACUUAUUGUAGAGGUAUUUGUCAAUGCUGUACUACAAACAGAAUCUUUUUAAUUGAUGCUUUAGACAAUUUUAAAAUUUAUUGUGAUGAUAAAAAGAAAGUGUAUAAUUACAAUUGCUUGGCAAAGAAGAAAGUAAGCUUAUCUAAGCUCCGAAUUAUGGGAGACGAGAGAAAAAAAAGAUAUACCUUCUGUCGUGUAAGGUAAGCAUAAUCUGACGGUUAUGCCUGUUAAGUUACAUGUGUGCUUAAAGUACAUUUACGUCAGUAAUGUCAAUGUAGAUCUACUCAAAUUUAUCGUUAAUGUUAUAAUAAUAGCGCGGGCUUUUAUUGAUGAACGAUGCGAUCUAAUAUUUCAAUGUAAGACAUUGGACGUUGAUCUCACGUUGACUCUCGGAAAAGUUAACUGCGUCCGAUGAUAUGUUGAAACAACUCGCUAAUCUAGAGAAAGAUCUAUGGUUUGCUCCAUCUCUAUGUACAUUACAUUGCAUUGUACUCCUCUCGAUUAUUGUAUUGUGCAACACGCUUUCCGUAUUUUCUUAAGAACGAUACACGGUUAGAUAAGUUUUACGUGUUAUAAAUAUGUGAAAUUUUAUGUGCUGUAUAUAUUUCCGUACGGAAAUUGUCGUACACACGUAUAGGCAUGCGUGUAUGUGUAUGUGUACGUGUACAAUGAAAAGUCAUCUAUUAGUAAGUUUAUACAUUGCUUGACUAAAAAGUUACGUUUUACCAAUUGAUCGGAGCUGAGCUUGAUAUUACGUUUGUUACUUUUUUACAUUACGAAAGGUGCCAAAAAGAAUGAAAUAUUCGCAUAAUAUGUUUAAUUUACGCACUGUGAUAUUUCAUCAGAGAAACGCAAUUCUUUCAUUGUAUCUGAUCACGUUUCCACGAUCUUCAAUCGAGUAACUCGAAAGUACACCGAUUCUAUACAGAGUGUCUUAAAACCGUCAGAUAUUAACAGUGCCUAAUUAUAGACAAUACCAUCUUGUUUCACUGCCAUUUGCUGUCACUAGUUUUGCCGAUGUGUGCCUAGCUGUGAUUCUUUGCUAUUCAAUUUGGCAAAUUUGCGAUUUGGUGAUAAACAAAAGAAAGUACGAAGGGGAACAAGGCUACUUAUUUGGCUAACAGCGUUAGAAUUUUUCCACAAUAGAUAAAAAGGGUAGUAGAAGAUAAGCGAUAUGCUUAAUUAAGUGAUAAGGGAAGACUAAGAUGUAAUUUAUAUAAUUAGAUAUACAAUUGGAACAGGAUGGGUACAAACGUAAAAGUCGACAGAAUUAUUCGACAUUGCAUAAUGUGGUACAAUUGCGCUAAUUGCACAAGUGAUGGAGACAAUAAUCAAAUACAAAAAAAAGAGGAUAAAAUGUAAGAUACUUUCAGCCCGUUCUAAAAAAAAAAUUGUUUAAUACAAUGGCGAUCAAUCUGAUCGAAUUUUGUACGAAGGAACCGAUCAGUAUUCUAUAUUAGAAGAUAAAACUGUAAGUAGGAAGAAGAUGCCGUACGUGUUUACGGUUAUUUCUGAAUCUUUCAACGAAUUGGUUCCUUUCUGCAAGAUGUGAUCUGAGUUUGCCUGGGAUUUUCAUCGAGAAAUGCGCACGAAUUAGAAGGUCUCUUAUAGCGAUUAUAAUCCGCGCCGAUGAAACUUGGAUAGUAAAUUUAUUAGAAUGACAUUACGAAAUCUUUUCGGCACGUUGAGCCCUGUCAUAUUAGAAAUGAGCACGAUGCAUUACUGUAAAAUGUAACGUGUAUAUAGAUAGCUUCUUAUACACAAGAUUAUACUUGUAGCUUAUAUUUAACGUUAUCACCAACGUCUUCGUUUCCUUGCUAACUAAAUCAUACUAGAUUAGCCGCGGAGCCCGUUUACAAAACAAUCUUGCCUAAGCCUUUUAGAUCUUCGAAGUGAGGCCCACUUCCUUUUGAGAUACGCGAGAAUUCAACUUCAGACUUGACGGAAUACUAUACUUUGUUGCGCACCACCCAAGUUUGUGCCUUGGCUGCCUUUUAUAUUGCGUAGUUGUAAGCGACAUUAGAGAGAGAUAUGCAAUUUUUACAAUGUAUAAUAGCAGAAACGUGAAACAUGUUAUCGGAAAGUGCAUAGAAGUUUUCACAUCUCGCGAGAAAAGAAAUUGUACAAGAAUCCCUCUCAAUUGUUCAUAUGUAAAAUAAAUGUACAGUUCUGUAUUUGCAAUGUCACAUGCUCUAGUACAUGUAUGUAUUACGCUACGUAUUAACGUCAGACGGAAUUGCCUGAUAUCGAGUCUUAUUUGCCCAAUGAUUACAGUCGUGCGAUAUGAAUCGAGUUUUGAGUAAUUAAGCUACUUUGGAGAGGAAAGUCCUCGUGCCUUGAUACAAUACACAGAAAGAACCGAGCGUGUCUGCGACAACACGUGUAAAGAGUGCCGCGUUCGUUUUUGAAUUUGUUCCUGUUACAUUUUUAACACAUUAACGCGUAUAAUAUACUUACAUCCUUCUUACUAAUCCAUUGACGAUCGCGUUAUUUAUUUUCUUUACAUGCCAUUUUUAAAUGAAGACGUGCUCCAGAAACGUCCACUUGCAUCCUGACACAGAAGCGCUCGGUUCCUUUUAUAGAAAAGCCGUCUAUUAAUGUAAAGGCCGUGAAGAAUAAAUAGAUGAGCGAUUGAAGUGUGAAGGUGCGAUUUGGAAACGGGCUCGCGAUAUAUUCCGCACGUCAGUGACUGUAAAUAUAUUAGAUCUUGUUAGCCGUAACGAGAGCGCGUCUCUCUUCGGAAUCCAUUCCACGUUACGUACCGUUAGAGAAAAUGUAACCGCGGGUUCUCUUUUUCCCUUCCCCCCCCCCCCUCGCGCGAUUUCCCCGAGACGCUCAUAUGGCUGCAUCGUGUUCGCGACUAUCAGCGACGACGUAGGCACACGAGCCUCUAUCUCUGUACAGCCGCCAGCUCUGCGAGAAAAUAGGACGUAGUUAUCGUAAGACUAUACGGAGUCGACGCGCCUUAGCCCAGGCGUGGCAUGUAGUACAUUUUAUUUCGCACGUUCUCCUCUCUUCUUUAUGGUGAAAAAGACAUUUUAUGUACAGAACGAUAUUUGUACGUACGUACGUACAUAGAUAUGUAUGUAUGUAUGUAUGUACGUACAUGAUGUAGUGAAAAGAUAGCAAGUCUUUGUGUUAUAUGUGACAUGUUACACGGUAAGAGAUUAGGCUCCUAAUGAAAAAUUAGCGUAAACGGUUGGUUUAGUCGAACGGGUAUGCGUAUACAAGGUGUGCACUCUGUUGCCACGUGAAAAAGAAUGAAAUGUUCAGACACUCCAACAAACACAUAAUGGUAUAUUAAACGCAAAGUAAUAUGAGAGUGAUGUAAUCGUUCACCAACUUUUAUACAAACUGCGUUUAACGAACAUUUAAUACAUCAUCGUUAAUAUAUUAUACCAUGUGUUUAUUGGGACGUCCCAGCACCGAUUGAUCGAGCGCUCUGUGUACCGAUUUCCCGUCACCGGCGUGAUUUUUUAGACCUAGCGGGACAGCGCGCGUCCACGGGACGCCCGGAGAUUUCUUAGGGUAAAUUCUUCGCGAUCAGCUGUAUAUGUAUGUCGUUCGGCAUGUAAAGAAAUUAUCCGAUCGGACACGUUUACGCGCCUCCUUCACCCGUGCUGUCUACGCAUGCAUUUCUGGUAAUCGUUGUCUUUGUGCAGCUCUACCAAGUACGAAAUAAAAGUAAUACCUACCUGUGUAUCUA